ACACACUUUUUUCAGGUUCCCCAGCUCAAAGAGAGGAACUCGCUCUUCACGCACUUUGUGUAGACGCGAGCGCACUAGCGCGCGCCCACACACCACCCGGCCCCCUGCGACUAGCCCAAGGCUUGUAAUUCUCUGCUGCGUUGCUUAGAGAGGUGAACCGAAACCCUGUGCCUGCGCACUUCAAUCCCAGACCGUCUAGUGUGACGCUCGGCCAGUCUCUGUGGCAGACCCAGGCUCGGAGCUGAGAGGAAUCAUCGGGACUUCCAGGCUCCUUCUGCAAGGCCAGGGAGAGGUCGGCGUGGCAAGAGCCGGGGCAGAGGGGGCGGUGUUACGAACCCCCAGAGGAGCUGAGCUGUGGCAGUUGAACUCCCGGGUGCCGAGCCUUUUUCUGGUCAGGACUACAUUUCCCAGUGGCCCCCGCGAGCACUGGGCCCGCUGCCCCUUUGUGUCCUCCGGAGGCCAGGUAGCUUCUUUCCGGGCCCGCGGAGGCUGGGUUCCCUCAGAUUCAGGGCAGGAGGUGGGCCCAAGAGGAGGUUACCCGAGUUUUCCGGGCUUGGACCUGGUCUUCCGGUACUUCAGUUCUGCAGGUAGGAAGUGGGUUGAGGAGCGGCCUGUGGGUCACCCUGACGUCGGUCCCCGGGCCUUCUGUGUGACUCUUCGUGUGAGACGGGGUUGAGAGCUUACGGACACUGCCAUUUCCCAAGAGAAGAGUCAAGGGGAGGAAAGAAUGGCUGUUGGACUUCUUAAAGCCAUGUACCAGGAGUUGGUGACCUUCAGAGAUGUGGCUGUAGACUUCUCCCGAGAGGAGUGGGAUUGUCUGAAUUCUUCUCAGAGGCAUCUGUACAGUAAUGUGAUGUUGGAGAACUACAGGAUCUUGGUAUCACUGGGACUUUGCUUUUCUAAACCAAGUGUGAUAUUAUUGUUGGAACAAGGGAAGGAGCCCUGGAUGGUAAAGAGAGAGCUGACAAAAGCCUUGUGCUCAGACUGGGAAUCUGUGUGUGAGACUGAAGAGUUAACCCCAAAGCAGGACAUUUAUGAAGUGCGAUCAUCUCAGAAAGUAAUAGAAACACUUACAAGCUGUGGCCUUGAGUACUCCAGUUUGAAAGAAGAAUGGAAAUGUGAGGGCCACUUUGAGAGGCAACCAGUGAAUCAGAAGGCAUGUUUCAAGGAAAAGACAAUCACUCAUGAAGAAGCCCCUGUUGAUGAAAGAGGACAAGAAUAUAACAAAACUUGGGGAAGUUUCCAUCCCAGCACACUACUUCAUACACAACAGAUAAUCCCCAAAGAGGAGAAAGUACAUAAACAUAACACACAUAAAAGCUUUAAAAAAAAAUUAAUGGCUAUUAAGCCCAAGAGUAUCUAUACAGAGAAGAAACUUUUGAAAUGUAAUGACUGUGGGAAAGUCUUCAGUCAGAGCUCAUCCCUUACUCUUCAUCAAAGAAUUCAUACCGGAGAGAAACCCUAUAAAUGUAUAGAAUGUGGGAAAGCCUUCAGCCAGAGAUCAAAUCUUGUUCAACAUCAGAGGAUUCAUACUGGAGAGAAACCCUAUGAAUGUAAGGAAUGUAGGAAAGCCUUCAGUCAGAAUGCACACCUAGUUCAACAUCUGAGAGUUCAUACUGGAGAAAAACCUUAUGAAUGCAAAGUGUGUAGGAAAGCGUUCAGCCAGUUUGCUUAUCUUGCUCAACAUCAGAGAGUUCAUACUGGAGAGAAACCCUAUGAAUGUAUUGAAUGUGGGAAAGCAUUUAGCAAUAGAUCAUCUAUUGCUCAACACCAGAGAGUUCAUACUGGUGAGAAACCUUAUGAAUGUAAUGUCUGUGGGAAAGCAUUUAGCCUUCGUGCAUACCUUACUGUACAUCAGAGAAUACAUACUGGAGAGAGACCCUAUGAAUGUAAGGAAUGUGGGAAGGCUUUCAGCCAGAAUUCACACCUUGCUCAACAUCAGAGAAUUCAUACUGGAGAAAAACCUUAUAAGUGUCAGCAAUGUAGGAAAGCAUUUAGCCAGAUUGCCUACCUUGCUCAACAUCAGAGAGUUCAUACUGGAGAGAAACCCUAUGAAUGUAUUAAAUGUGGGAAGGCUUUUAGCAAUGAUUCAUCCCUUACUCAACAUCAGAGAGUUCAUACUGGAGAGAAGCCUUACGAAUGUAAUGUUUGUGGAAAGGCUUUUAGUUACUGUGGAUCCCUUGCCCAACAUCAGAGAAUCCAUACUGGAGAGAGACCCUAUGAAUGUAAGGAAUGCAAGAAAACCUUCAGGCAGCAUGCACACCUUGCUCAUCAUCAGAGAAUCCAUCUUGGGGAGUCACUGUCACCACCCAAUCCAGUCAAUCACCAAGUCCUGUAGACUAUCUCAAAAAUACUUCUGGAAUUUAUACUCUUUUCUCCAUCUCUAAUGUUGUCAUCCUAGUCUAAGAUUCAUCUCACCUGGAUCACUCUAUAGCUUUCUAACAGGUUUUCCUCUAUCAACUUUUGGUCCCCUUAAAUUCAUUUCCCACCAUGCACCCAAACUGAUCUUUUUCAAGUGUAAGAAUACACACAUCACUGCCUCCAGUUAAGUUUUUUUGGCUUGCUGUUGUUCUUAAGCUAGCAUUCACAGUCUUUAAAACUGUCUAUGAGGAGCUUCAUUAUCUGGUUCUUAGAUACCUUUCAGCCUUAUUUUAUUCCAGUCUCUCUGGGCAGUAGGCACUUCCCAGGACUAAGAGCUUAGAUUCUGGAAAAUCAUAGCUCUACCACUACUGUAGCAUUGUGUGAUUUUGAGUAACUGGCUUGACUUAUCUAAGCCUCAGGGUUUUCUUUAAUUCUUAAAAUAGGGAUAAUAAAGGAUACUGUAUUGUAGAAA
Molecule: messenger RNA, 2833 nt
Organism: Balaenoptera ricei (Rice's whale)
Lineage: Eukaryota; Metazoa; Chordata; Mammalia; Artiodactyla; Balaenopteridae
Gene: ZNF570
Product: zinc finger protein 570
Exons: 5
Coding region: 728-2338 (536 amino acids)
Biological process (GO): regulation of transcription by RNA polymerase II
Cellular component (GO): transcription regulator complex; PcG protein complex
Molecular function (GO): RNA polymerase II cis-regulatory region sequence-specific DNA binding; DNA-binding transcription factor activity, RNA polymerase II-specific
Source: RefSeq, a predicted model, not a curated record